Molecule: messenger RNA, 1566 nt
Organism: Trichoplusia ni (cabbage looper)
Lineage: Eukaryota; Metazoa; Arthropoda; Insecta; Lepidoptera; Noctuidae
Product: mannose-binding protein C-like
Exons: 5
Coding region: 36-899 (287 amino acids)
Biological process (GO): biological process involved in interspecies interaction between organisms
Cellular component (GO): external side of plasma membrane
Molecular function (GO): carbohydrate binding
Source: RefSeq, a predicted model, not a curated record
UAAUUUAAACAGUUUUAGCAACUAGUGUUUUUAAAAUGAAUUAUAUUUUUGGGAAUAACGUACCCUGUGUACUUCUGAUGACACUGGUUAUUCUGGCUAAUGCGCAGAGAAGAGAUGUUGACGUUCACGAACUGGAGAGACAGAACAAGAUCACCAAGCAGAUACUGGAGGCCUUCAUUCAGAAGAAACUCGGCUUGAAGAGUAACAUGCCGAGAGCUCCUUCUAUUCUGGACAUUCUGCCGAUGAAGAUGACCACGCCGGCGACGACCAGGAUGCCGGACAUCGUCGAGGAGCUGGAGGAAGACCAGGAUCUGGAGAAUCUGGAGAAUCUGGAGAACCAGCACCUGAAGGAUAUCCCGGAACCGCACGAGCUGAGUGAAGACGACAGCCUGCAGAGUGUGGAGAGCGAGCAAAUCGAUUCAAUAUACAACACACAAGAAUGUUCGAGUUGUAACGACGAUGAGCUUGGUGUGACGCGGUGGACGAUGCCUCUACUCAAGUCAGGAGAGAAGAAAUAUUACCUCGGAAUAUUCUUCAAGGCGAACUGGUUCAAGGCUCAACAAUACUGCAGGUUCCACGGCAUGCACCUGGCUUCCAUCUCUUCGCAACAGGAGAAUGACAAGCUCGAGCAGUACGUUAAGGACUCUGGUUACGGGCGCGAGCACUUUUGGACAUCUGGUACUGACUUAGCGGAGGAAGGCAACUUCUUCUGGAUGGCCAACGGCAGACCCCUCACCUUCGUGAACUGGAACGCCGGGGAGCCCAACAACUUCCGCUACGAGAACGGAGAAGAAGAGAACUGCCUCGAACUGUGGAACAGAGACGACAAGGGUCUCAAGUGGAACGACUCCCCUUGCUCCUUCGAGACGUACUUCAUCUGCGAAGUGCGAUCCGAUUGACGGGUCACCGCUAGAUGGCAAUAGUUGUGUGAUUGUAUAGUGUGCUAGAUACCGCCAUUUGUAUACAUUGCCAGCAGCUACGCCUGCCCGAUUAUUUUAAAAUUGUGAUAGUUUUUAGAAAACUAGGUUCUGACCAAUAUUAAAAAAAAAACACCAAGUUACGUGAUCUCUACAAAACGUAGCUAUCAAAUUGUUCUAAAUUAAUUUACAGAUCAAAUAUCUAAGUGACUUAGGACAAAUGGUAAUAUGAAUGCUAGAACAAAAUGAAUGCGUUAGCCGACAUUUUGUUUGUAACUCCUUGUAUUAAAACCAUUGGUAACUUUGUUUUUUUUUCAUAAUAAUAUUGAUAUAACUUAACCAUCUUUUGGUCAGUAUAGCUAGUUAACAGUACGUUAAUAUUUGUUUAUUUAUUUUUUUAUUUACGACUCGAAUUAAGUCGUUUUGGUAAGGGUUUAAAACACAGAUCUGAAUAUUGAGACAUUAUUUUGCAAUACAAAAUUGUUGCAACGAUCACUGCCUAAUGAUCUUAUGAUGAACCUACGAGCGGUAGCUCAAAGGGACACGCCGUGUCCAUAGUCAAACAUAGUGGGUAAAUAAACUAUAGUUACCUUAGGAAUAAAUGUAUAAAAUAGUCAUAAGUACAGACAAUAAAACUCUUUAAAAUAUU